AUGUCGCGACCAGUAACUCCAACCACAGGAGCUCCUGCCCAAACGUUGAGUCGGUCAAACUCACAACGCCUUGGUCAUGCAGGCUCUCGACCAGUAUCAUUUGUAGGCAGAGACGACACUGGAAUCGAAGCUCAUGACCAAUAUUCGGCCGCGCCGAGGGAUGCAUCGCUCCUAUCGCAGUCCGCAGGAGCACACGAUGACCACUACCUGGGCAGCGAUGGUGGUGCUGGUGUUCACAGAAGUGCUUCACAGCUAUCACAGUCCGCCACUGCAAUACCCUCUCGAGGCAAUACUCUGAAGAAGAAAGCUUCUCUGAGAAGAACUGGCAGCCUCAACAGAUCGGGCAGUAAAAAGAGUAGCUAUGCUGGUUCAGUACGCUCAAUGCGACUGGGCGAGAAGGAGAAGUACGAGCCUGAUCCGGAGCACAAUAGUGCUUUCUUCUGCCCUGUUCCCAUUACUGGAAGCCCUACAGAUCUUCUGGCGGACAGGUUUCAAGCUUGGAGAAAGGUCCUGAAGGAUAUCAUUGCCUACUUUCGUGACGUCCAGAAAUCCUACGAAACAAGGUCAAAAACUCUACACUCGGCUUCCAACACCAUCAGUAAUCUUGUGGCUCCUCCAAAUUUCUUGCAGAGCGGUGGUAUAGCAGACGCGACACAAAUACUACAGGAGUUUCACAAGCAGUCCCUCAGCGAAUCGAACAAGUCAAGAGAACUAGAGAACGAAGUGAUCCAGCAACUCACUGGCCUACGUAGCGAUCUACAGCAGAAGAUCAAAGAGAUCAAGAGUUUGUCUGGAGAUUUCAAGAACUCCGUGUCCAAAGAGCAGGACGGAACGAGGAAAGCAAUUCGAGCUUUGCAGGAAUCCGUCGGCCACGUUGACCACGAUGCUGCAUCAACGGCAGGCAGAGGUGAUCCUUUCCUUGUCAAGCUGUCCGUUGACCGCCAAGUUGGACGGCAAAUCGAAGAGGAGAAUUAUCUUCACAGGGCAUAUCUUAACCUCGAAGCUUCAGGUAGAGAAUUGGAGUCGAUAGUCGUUGGCGAGAUUCAGAAAGCCUACAAUGUGCUUGCCGGAAUCAUGAAGAGGGAAGCUGACCACUCAUACGAAACGGUCGAGAAGCUGCGAGAAGGUCCAAUAGCUAUGGCUAAGGAUCAUGAAUGGGAUGCAUUCGUCACAAACAACGAUCGCAUGGUCGAUCCUCGACUACCACUACGACAACUUGAACAAAUUACAUAUCCUGGCAAGGAUCAUCCAGCUGCGAUUGAAGUGCGGAGCGGUAUGCUUGAAAGGAAGAGCAAAUAUCUCAAGAGCUAUACUCCAGGCUGGUAUGUCCUCUCUCCUACACAUCUCCAUGAAUUCAAGUCUGCGGAUCGUAUCAGCUUUCAAUCACCCAUCAUGUCUCUGUACCUGCCAGAGCAAAAGCUGGGUACUCAUUCCGAGCCUGGAUCAAAUUCGCACAAGUUCAUGCUCAAAGGACGCCAGACCGGCACAAUGCACAGAGGUCACAGCUGGAUCUUUCGAGCAGAAACUCAUGAUACCAUGGUGGCCUGGUUCGGCGACAUCAAAGAAUUGACUGAGAAGCGCGGCGAAGAACGUAACGAGUUUGUACGCCGUACUCAUGCACGAACGCUCUCUUCGAGUAGCAACAAGGCUCCCAGCAUAGGCAGUGGUAGCGGUAUGGAAGACGACGAAGCCGACAGAGCUCCUUUCUCUGCAGAAGAAUCCAUCCGUGGUCCAUCUGUUGCUCCGGAUGCCGCGAGCGGUGUUGGCGUCGUUGCACCACGAGGCGACAUGAUGGACGACCAGCGUUCUGAGCCCGGCUGGCGGCCGCAACGACCAACUCCAGGUGGGCGCUUUCCUUCCGAUCUCAAUGUUCAGCGAGGCUUACAGGCCUCAGUUUCGCCUUCUAGUGGAGACUCUCUGGAUGAAACUGAUCGAGAAGCCAUUGCCAGUGCAGGUGCCUUGCCAGGAAGUGGAAUUCCCUUCGUUAGCAGCACUAACACACAACCACACACGGAUCUUCAACAACCCCACACGACCCAUCCGCAGCCUCACUCAAGCCAUCAUCCACGCGGGUUACAGUCGUCGGGAAAUGAAAAGGCGGGAGCUGCCGCAAGUGCCAUCCACAACUCUGACACCGCUGGUAUUUCCAACUAUACAGCUGGAGAUCAUCAUCGUGUUGCACCAACUUCGACUGGUGCUAUUCCAGUCGAAACGGCCAGCACGUACGGCGAGUGGAUGGCACCAAUUGCUGCUGGUGUUGGUGGUACAGGUCUCGGCGCUGCUGGGGCUACUGCUUAUGAUCAGCAUAGACGUAAUCGAGCAGAGCAUGACAACGAUCAGCAAGGCUAUAGUCAGCCAGAGCGAGUUGACGAUAAUCACAGAUCUGCCCAAGCUGAACAUGUCGAUGACCAGCAAAUUGCUAUUCCAACUUACGGACAUUCUUCAGCACCUAUUAUGGAUGUCACUGCGGCCCCCAUAGACGCACCUAGGGGUCCACGAGCCGGCUCGGAAAAUGGUCAGGAUAUGGCUGCCAAUUCUCCUGCCUCCACCUAUGCUGCUCCGGUGCAGGCUCGUGAAGUGCCACAGAAAGACGGUAUCUAUGCACGUGAUUCGACUAUGGACAGUGCUCCUUCUGCUGCUUACCCUGCUCCUGCACAUACAUCAGACGGUGCACAGGAUAACACUUUCACACAGAGCACGACCACCACUAGCGCUCCACUUUCAAUCUAUGCUGUUCCUCUGAGCUCGGGCAGAGACUCACAAGCUGAACCAAGCUAUCUGCGAGACACAGCCACAGACAACGCUUCGCGCUCAGCGUACAAUACUUCCAGCACACAAGAUGCAACCUCUGGCAGUAACCGUUUCUCUGCAUAUACAGCCUCUACGGUUCCAACAACCACAAGCGCCUCAAGUGGUGUCGGUGUCGAUGCACCAGCACCAUCUCAGACGUUAGCUGCUGCGGGAAUACAGCCAUAUCCACAGACCACUCAGUCCGAGAUCGCGCCCAUCUCGACCUCCGAUCUUGAUACGUACCGUGACGCUGACGCUGCGGGUCACAAGCGACCUCAAAUGCCGCACAGUGCCAAGAGCGUGCAAACGAUUAGCGAUCUGCACGUGCCUGGCGAAUUUCCCAAGAACGAGUAUUGA
Messenger RNA from Lithohypha guttulata, 3147 nucleotides. RefSeq names its product phosphatidylinositol 4,5-bisphosphate-binding protein (gene SLM2). The transcript is spliced from 4 exons. Lineage: Eukaryota; Fungi; Ascomycota; Eurotiomycetes; Chaetothyriales; Trichomeriaceae. The record is from RefSeq and is a predicted model, not a curated record. Bases 1 to 3147 code for a protein of 1048 amino acids.